This is a messenger RNA of Penicillium verhagenii, 1389 nucleotides long. It is a transcript of the gene nuf2, whose product is annotated as kinetochore-associated Ndc80 complex subunit NUF2. Lineage: Eukaryota; Fungi; Ascomycota; Eurotiomycetes; Eurotiales; Aspergillaceae. The record is from RefSeq and is a predicted model, not a curated record. Gene Ontology annotation, biological process: meiotic chromosome segregation; mitotic spindle organization; kinetochore organization. The annotation marks the transcript as partial. Gene Ontology annotation, molecular function: protein-containing complex binding. The transcript is spliced from 4 exons. Gene Ontology annotation, cellular component: kinetochore; Ndc80 complex.
GCAAUGUCUUACAACAACCGCAUGAGCAUGGCUGGCUCUCAACAGCAACACAAUCGCGGGCGCAAAAAGGAAGACGAUAAUGAUGCAUUGAUGCGCUUGCCUGAUAAAGAGAUUGCAGGAUGCAUCAACGAUAUUGGAAUUCCAUUCACCACCGCCGACCUCGCCAAACCGAACCCCCAGCAGAUCCAGAUGGUCUUCGAAUGGUUUGCAGAGCUGCUCAUGAAUGUCACCCGUGAAACUGUCGAACCCGGCAUGCAUGCAGCUGCAGAUGAAAUCUGUGGAGACUACCCUGAUAUUGUCCCCAAUGAGACUCGCAACCUCAUGGGAUUCUUCAUUAGUAUUCGGAGGCUGUUAUCGGAGUGUGGUGUUAAUGACUUCACUUUUACCGACCUGACCAAACCAACCCACGACCGCCUAGUGAAGGUCUUCUCCUACCUUAUUAACUUUGUACGGUUCCGCGAAUCGCAAACUCCCAGGAUUGACGAACACUUCAACAAAACCGAGAAGACAAAAGCACGUAUCGACGAAUUAUUUGCCGAAAACCAUGAAAUGGAACAACGCCUGGCCGAGAUGCGACAGGAACAACAAAUCAACGAGGUUCAGGUACGCGAAAAAGUGGCGCGAAACGAUGAGCUCAAGGCUCGGUUAUUGGAACUCGGUCGGGAGCAGUCACGGGUCGCGGAGAACCUCGAUCGUGUCAAGAAUGAACGGGCACGGAGGCAACAACAGCUCGAGGAAAAGACGGAAAGGACAGUUCGAAGCCGACAGGAAGCUGAAAAGCUGCGCCCUUAUGUUUUGGAGUCCCCGGUCACAUUACAAUCGUCUUUGACUGAAUUAGCGGAGAAUCUCAUGCGGGAGAAAUCCCAAAUUGAUGCAAUGGAGAAGCGAGCACGCGCGCUCCAAACCUCGUCGGAUUCCUUCACAGUGGUUUCAAAUGAUGUACAAGCAUGCGUCAAGCUACUGGACGAUAUCUCUACUGAGAUUCAAAAAGAAGAUGAAGAAGAAUCUCGUGCUGCUCGGAACAAGGAAGCCAUCUCUGAUCGGGGUGCUAGCGUACGAGAGGUUGAGCAAACAGAAAAGCUCUUGCAGCGUCAAUUGGCUCGCUGGAAUGAACGCAUUGAACAUCUCCGCAAGAACGCCCAAGAAAAGGCAGAGCUUGCACAAGCUAGGAUGGAAGAGCUCCGAAACGUACAAAAGCAACUCCGAGAAGAACGCGCAGAGAAACAAAGUGACAUGGAGCGGAGGCGGAUCCGAAUUGAGCAAACAGAGAAGAAGAUGGUAGAUCUCAAGGAGAACAUCGAGAGCGAGAUCCAAGCAGCCCACGAUCAGUAUCUCAAGCUUGAGUCACAUAUUAAGCUCUAUAUCACCGAGGUGGAAAAGUCCCUGUGA